Teleopsis dalmanni is the source of this 2460-nucleotide messenger RNA. It is a transcript of the gene Ir40a, whose product is annotated as ionotropic receptor 40a. The transcript is spliced from 10 exons. NCBI's taxonomy places the organism in Eukaryota, Metazoa, Arthropoda, Insecta, Diptera, Diopsidae. Gene Ontology annotation, molecular function: ligand-gated monoatomic ion channel activity. Gene Ontology annotation, cellular component: membrane. The record is from RefSeq and is a predicted model, not a curated record.
AUGAAGAAUUUAGGUGCGGUAGAAAGUGAUACCUGUGGACUAUGUCAAGAGAAGGAAACAUCGGAACAUAUUCUAUGCAAUUGCUCAAUGGCGGCAAGACGUAGACUUAACUACCUUGGAAGCUUGAUCUUGUUUUUAAAUCAAAUAGCGUUAUCCGAAAUUAUAAAUGGCUUGAAACCCUGACAGUUGGCUAUACUCACAGUACCACAUGACACCUCACAGAGUGAUCAUACAAGUGUUGAUGAAAAUCUACAGAGAGAUGUGGAUGACUUUAUCUUUCAGCUACAUAAGUUGUACUUCAAAUCUGUUAUAUUCUACAAUGUUGAACUAUUCUUCGAGUUUAUAGAAAUAAGUCUACAAGGUUCCAUAGAGAGUGUAAAUUUGAUUUUCACAUUACCUUAUGAACUUUCUGCUCGCAUACAUGAAAGAAAGUUAUCGCACCGCUUAAGCUUGUUCAUAUUCUAUUGGGGUGCUACGCAGCCACCCAAAUCCAAUGAAGUACGUUUCGAAGAACCUAUUAGAGCUGUGGUCAUAACACGACCUAGACGUAAAGCUUUUAGAAUUUAUUAUAAUCAAGCUGUACCCCAAGGUGAUAGCAAUUUACGUUUGGUGAACUGGUAUGAUGGUGAAAAUUUGGGACUACAAAAAAUUCCUUUACUUCCAAAUGCAGCCGUUGUAUAUCAAAAUUUCAAAGGUCGGGUUUUUCGUGUACCAGUUUUUCAUUCUCCACCGUGGUUCUGGGUUAAUUAUGAUAAUGAAACCAAUACCAACAACACAAUUUAUGAAGAUGCAAUAUCAGACUGUGAAAUCGAAUGUAUGGAAGUUAAUGUUACUGGUGGCCGUGACCAUCGUUUACUGACAUUACUGGCGAAACAUAUGAACUUUCGGUUUGUUUAUAUUGAAACUCCUGGGAGAACUCAAGGGUCAUUGCGCAAUGAUGGUGAUGCUAAUGAGAGUUUUACAGGAGGCAUUGGUUUGCUUCAAGCUGGAAUCGCACACUUUUUCUUAGGCGACGUUAGUCUUAGUUGGGAACGCCGUAAAGCUAUAGAAUUUUCAUUUUUCACAUUAGCAGACUCUGGUGCAUUUGCCACACAUGCUCCAAGACGUCUUAAUGAAGCAUUGGCAAUUUUAAGACCAUUUAAAAUGGAUGUAUGGCCAUAUCUAAUACUUCUUGUGCUGUUAUCGGGGCCAGUAUUCUAUGCCAUCAUUGCCAUACCCUAUCAAUGGGAAUAUUUACAGAAAAAUAAGCCCAAAACAAAACAAGCAAUUAUAUAUAAAAAUAAAAAUAUAUUUUAUAUGCCAUAUAUUAACGAAAUGGUCAUUAAAACCAAAAAAGUCCAGCUGCUUAUAAAUCAACAGGAAACGAAUCAAGUUGAGGAGUUAAGGCAGAGAAAAUCUUCACGCAUACCACACGACUUAUUAGAUCGCUGUAUUUGGUUUACAGUCCAACUUUUUUUAAAACAAUCCUGUCAGGAACUUUAUCAUGGGUAUCGGGCUAAAUUUCUUAUGAUUGUUUAUUGGAUUGCCGCCACAUAUGUAUUGGCCGAUGUUUAUUCUGCUCAAUUAACAUCACAAUUUGCACGACCUGCUCAUGAGCCACCCAUCAACACUUUACAGCGAUUACAAGCGGUUAUGAUGAGAGGUGGAUAUCAGCUGUUUGUAGAAAGGGAAAGUACCUCUCUAGAAAUGUUAGAGAAUGGUACAGAAAUAUUUCGACAACUUUUUGCUUUGAUGAAAAAACAGACUUAUGGUGAAGAUGGCUUUCUUAUAGAUUCCGUAGAAGAUGGUUUAAAAUUGAUUGCAGAUGGUUUGGAAAAUAAAGUUGUACUUGGCGGAAGAGAAACUUUAUAUUUCAACAUACAACAAUUCGGUUCAGAAAUCUUCCAACUGAGUCAUAAAUUGUUUACACGCUAUUCUGCGGUGGCGGUACAAAUUGGUUGCCCAUUUCUGGAUAGCCUUAAUAAUGUAUUAAUACACCUCUUCGAAGGUGGCAUCUUGGAUAAAAUGACUAGCGCUGAAUAUGCGGCACAAUCUCGUAUGCUAAGCAAGGAAAUGAGUAGUUCGAAAAGAAACAAAAUCGGUACAAAUACGAAUGCUAUGGACUUUGAUGGACGUCAAAGUAGUGCUCAUACAAAUUUAACUAAUACUAGCAAUAACAAUAGUUAUUUUAAUGAGAAAGAUGAUAAUGCUAUAAGCGAUGAGACGAAUCCUAAAACUGCACGAUCCCCCAAAGAGCACCAAAUAAUUCAACCAUUGAACUUAUGUAUGUUGCAGGGCGCAUUCAUUGCUUUAUUCUUCGGCUACAUUACAGCAAGUAUUAUAUUUAUUUUGGAGUUACUAUGCUAUCGUACAAAAACUAAUUUGAUUAAAAUAUUGAAGACAAAAGUAAGUGAAGCCCAUCGCUGGACUAUAAGAAAACUACGUAAAUUUAUGGACAACACUAUUUUUGGUUUUCAUUAA